Messenger RNA from Acinonyx jubatus (cheetah), 12005 nucleotides. RefSeq names its product TBC1 domain family member 24 (gene TBC1D24). The transcript is spliced from 9 exons. Bases 6113 to 7792 code for a protein of 559 amino acids. NCBI's taxonomy places the organism in Eukaryota, Metazoa, Chordata, Mammalia, Carnivora, Felidae. The record is from RefSeq and is a predicted model, not a curated record.
GUGGUGCCGGGCUUCUGGGCCUCCGUCCCAGGCGGGGCGCGGGGCCCGGCCGCGGCUCAGGUCGGGGGUCCGGAGCCCGCGCUUCUCGGGCCCGCGGCCGUCCUCCUGGCGGUGCCCGCCAUCCCCUGCCGGACCCCGCGGACCGAGCGCCGGGCAGGGCGCGAUGCGGGAUCGGGGCCGACCUCGGCCCCGCCGGACCCCAACCUUGGGGGGCACGGCCGGCGCCCCCCCCCCCCCCCCAUAAGCCGCAUGGUGGGUGGCCGGCCCGGGGCAAAGCGUCGGAAAGAGCUGUUCUGUGUCAGGCUUUUUCUCCGGGCACUUUCCGGCUCUGCGGGGGUAGGAAGUCCUCUUCUGGACUCGAAAUUGCAACAGAUUCUCUGAUAACGUUCUGCCCUUGAAGACCUGCAAGUGCUUUCCUCUGGGCCCUCGGUUUGCCCCAGGACGACACGCCCGCCCACCUGCCACUGGUGUGUCUACCCUGCCUCGGAGCCCUCGGCUGGCUGGGCUGCUGUGCCAGGCGGCAGCUGUCCUGCAGGCCUUGCCGGCAGAAGGAAGCAUUUCCACAGGGCCCCCGGGCGCUGUGCUUUCCUGAGCCUUGAGUAAGCACAGCUGGAGGGCGGGGAUAGGCUGCACCUGGUCAUGGUUUUUUGGGGCAGGGGUGCUGGUGGCUUGGCAAGAGGUUUUCAUUGAUGACCUCACUCAGUGCAGAAAGGGUCGCUUUGGGUCUCCUGGAUUGCCAUUCGUUGGCCUGACAUUAAAGGCCAAAGGUUGUCUAAGAGCCACCUGAGCUGCGGGGAGGCACAGGUAGACUGUUAGGUUAGCCGCGUGCUCAGGAGGCAUGGGCCUCGUGGCUGUGAUGCUGCCAUUUCCGUGUUUCCCCAGCUUCCGAUUCCUAGCCAGGAGUCUGUUUGCCUUUCUAGGGCCAAUAGAGGCAGUCCAAGGUGGUUUUUGUUAUUUUGAUGUAUGUUUGCUCUGGAGUCGGCAGGGACUUCCAGGCAAAUGCAGAAAAAAUAAAACACCCCUUUAUUUGGCAGAUGUAGCUUGUUUCCUCCACUGGAGAGCGGGGUUUCCAUCUUCCCUCUCUGUCCCUGGCACGUAGCAGCUGCUUGUAAACAUUUGCUUCACUGUCUUGGAGACCAGCUUGCAAGGUCUGUUCAUUUUAGGGGAUCCAGUCUGGGAGAAACCACCCCAGAUAAGAAGAGAUGAAGAAAUCUCACAAAGGUUUAACAGUUCUCUCUGGCCAGUGGUAUGACCCUCAUGUGCACUUCCUUUCAUGCUGGAGGUCGGCCUUCAUCUAAUCUUCUCAGCCCUCAGAUAAAGCCUUUACCCGAAGUGCUUAUCGGAUGGCAAGUGCUCUGUUUAAAGCCUGUCUCUCCCCGUGGACAGGGCGAGGGCCAUGUCACAUUCAUCUUUGGUCCCCUAUUGUCUGGCAUGGAAUGGGCCAGGGGGCGGGGGGGGGGGGGGGUCUCUCUGAAAGGCUGUGAAAUGAACCGAGAUGCUAAAACUAGUUUUUGUGUGGGUUAAGGGUGACCUUCGCAGAAACGCAGACGCCAUCUAGGCAGGCUUCUCAUAACAGUCAUAAAAUUCACCCCCCUGAAUCCGCAAGUUCCUGUGCAGGUGGGCCUCGUGGGCUUACACUGACCACUGCUGCCAGGACUGUCUGGCAGGUCGAGUGACCUUGGGCACACCGUGUUGCUCCUAAUUCUCGUUACCAUUUGAGCUAGCCUCAGAAGACGGAUUUAAGUGUUUGCUUUGAGAUGGUUUCUGCUUUAAAGUACAUAAGAACAAUGAAGCAGGUUAUAAAAAAGCACUUAACAUUCACCCUGUUCAAUGUUUUACCUGCUGAGGCAUACCUUUCCUGUUAUGACAACUCCGCUUGUGGAAGAAAGAAGCCCUUUCCGAUUCAAAGCAGCAGCUUCAGUGGCUGUUUCAAGUGUCACUUUGCAAAUGGAGAUAAUAUCAAAGGAAACAAACAGACCAAAAAAAAAAAAAAACAAAACCUCAGGGCAUUUUAUGAAGAAUCCACUUGAAUUUCUUUAUUUGGUAACUUUCAUUAAGCCUUCAGCACAGGUUUACCGAAGUCGUACUUCACCUGAGGAGGCCGUGUGCCCAUAUUCUGUGGCUACACGUUUGGGUGGCCAGCGCGCCACCAGAGGUGGACUGGGGUUUGCGAUGGAAAGAGAGGGGUAGCCUUCUGCUGGCCUUUGGUAGGGACUCUGGAGAAGGACGUGAGCUACGUUUUGGAGAACGAGGAGAUGAUGGAGAUGAUGGAUGUGGCAAGGCCACAUGAGGGAAAGGGCCUUCCGGGCGAGGGGGCAGCGUAUGCCUGCCUGAAGUCACAAGCGCACAGCUACUUCGCAACCUGCUGUUGCAAGAAGGGUGGUGGGGACUCCAGUAGGUGGAGCGAAGAGAGGAAGGUGAGGCCAGAGAAAGCGAGGCUGGUGGCAGGUCGGAAGAGGCCUUGAGUUCCAGGCCCAAGUGUGAAUUUUACCCUGAGAGCAGUGGGAAGCCACCAGGAUAUCUUGGGGUUGUGUGUGACUGAUCAGAUUGUGUCCUCCAGGGGUGAACGGGCGUCGAUGGCCAUGGUGGGUUGGCGACGGGUGGCACGGAGUUGGAAGCUGCCCACCUAUUGAAACGUAGGCCCAGCACAGAGGAAGAGUGGUGGGGGACAGAAAGGAGAGCGGGCCCCUGGGACAAGUGGCUUCAGGGCUGGGGAGGGUCAGGGAGAAAGGAGGUGUAGGGAACACUCCCAAGAUUGGGUGACAGCAUUUGCCAUUGCCAUGACACAGGCAGAGGGUGCCGGAAGGAGGCUGGCUUGGGGGCAGCCAAUGACAUUGAGUUUGCAGAUGCUGAACUUCCCAGUAAGUAAGGCUUCCCGGUGGCAGGUGGGUAUAUGUGGAUCUAGAACCAGAGAGAACGUCCUGGGCUCGACCGAGUUUUGGGGACUCCUUCUGAUGGUGCUGAAGCCACAUGGACUGGGGUGGGCCUCACCAGGAGAGUGUGUGGAGUAAGCAAGAGAAGAAGGAAGUCUGGAGACAGCUGGUGUUUUCUCGUACAGCAGCGGGGAGGUGACAAUGGAAGUCUAAUCAAUAACCGCUUGCCUUUUGGGGCCUGGGGGCAGGAUAGUGGGCUUUUUAUUUGUCACAGAGCCCCAGUUUGUUAGUUAGAACGAACGAAUGAUCUCAGCAAAAUGUGAGAGUCUAGAGGUGCAAAGUCAGAUGAUUGAUUCCAAGGGCCUUCCUGGGGUUUAGUUGCCUUUUGGGAAACUUCCAGAUGUCACUCAUCUCAAGAUUCGUUUCUCUCUAGACCAAGGGUUGGUCCUCUUGGAGCAUUCUUUACAGUUAGAUCUCUGAAAAACACUUUUUCUAACCAUGAAGAAUGCUGAAGAAAGUGUUUUUCAGAUCCAGAGAUGCAUUCAAAGUUACAGAAGUCUCAGGGUCCCCCUGCUGUCCUUCUGGGACCCUGGUUUCUGUGUGUUACAUCAGCAUUGGCAGCAAGCGGGACUUGGGAAAGACUCUGUUGAGGAUGCAGAGGGCAUGUAUAUGGUGCUGCCUCCCACACCUGGGGGCUGAGGGGGAGAGGGUGGGGAAAGGCCAGUGUUGCAAAAGGAGCCCCUACCUGCCCUCAGGAGUCAUGUGGCCCCACCGGGCUGGAGGCGUAGGCCCCCCCAGGGCUGGGCUGGCCUUUGGAUAAAUGCACAGGGGGCUGUUAGCCAUUAUCUUUGCCUCUGACGGAACAUGCUCUUCACUUAGGGCACCGGAGACAAGAUCUCAUUGUGUCCUGUGCAGCUCUGUCCCCCACUGCCUGGCUGUGGGACCUUAUCAGUCUCCCCUGAGUAUUGCACAAGGAUCUGCUGGCAGAGGUCACGUGCGAGCACUCAUGGGCUCUCCCUCCAUCCCACCCAAGCGUGCCCUCUCCUUUUACAGAUGAUUGGGAACACACUAUGCACGGCUUGGCUUGUUUCCCAUCAUCUGAAACUGUGUCUGCCUAGUCGUUACACACUUUGAAUUGGGUACCCCUCGCAGUGAGGGUUGUCAUUUACCCGUGGGUGUUCUGUCACCAAUCAGUGCCUUACUGUUAGUGUUCUAGAUGGAGCUCCUUGGCUGCUCCCGCCAAAAGCUCACCUCACCUCUCUGCCCCUUUAGCCUUUGCUUGUAUCAUUUUGCCAGCGUUCCCUAGUCAUUUUCAGUGAUUGCUUUUCCAACAAGGAUCCUUCUAGCCUUCGUAUCUUGGUAGAGCUGCCAGCCUUAGAAGGAUCCAGGUUUAUGACUUAAUUUCUCCCGCCUUUCCGGGCUGGCCCACCCCUCGCUGUCCAGCACAGGGGAGCAGGUGCCUCCCAGUGAACCCCAGGCCUCGUUCUUAGGCCCUUUGGCUUCUUGGAGCCUGUAUGGCUGGUCUGUAGAGCUGUCUUGUCAUCCACGCUGUGAGUGACGAUCCCUGCCCUGCCCUCUUCAACAGCUGAGGGGUUCACUGGCCCCGCAGCGGCUGUGUUCCAAGGCCCUGUCCUGUGCCUGUGCUGUUGCUGCUGCUUCCUGGGCCAGGGCUGCCUCAUCCUUCAGGACCCAGCUGAGGUCCCAGACUCUCUGUGCUUUCCUCUCCUCACGCCUGUGCCUGGGUUGGUGUGGUCAGUCCGUUCUCCUGGUCCCACAGGCAGAAGCUCGCUGAGAAUUUGCAUCUUUGUAUUCUAGCGUUGGGUAGUCUGGCGCCCAGGAAGUGUUUUGAAUACCUAUUUAAAUCAUUGUAGCUGCAGGACUCCCUCUUGCCCCAGCUUUGUUGUCAGGUCUAAAAAUACUUGCUGAGUACCUGCUCUGUGGCCAGCCGUCUAAGGCACACCUGUCCCAGGCACCGUGUUUGGAAUUCAGACCAGUCAGAGUUCUGAUGCUGCUGACGGGGGCGGGGCUCUCUUCUGCUUCUCACUCUGUGCUGCUAGCUUAUUUACCAUGUGCCCUGGGGGUGUUUUCCCAGACCUGUUGGGAGAACCCUGUUUUGCUCAGAAGGUAAAGAUCCUGAAUUAACAGAGCCCCAUUCGAACCUCAGCCCCUGCCUGUGGGCAGACCAGACCAGGCUGGGGGAAAGGUGUUUUGCCCCUCAGGGACACAGGGAACUGUUUUGAGUGGCCAUCAGGGACCUGUUCCUUGUCCCAUGCUGCAGGCUCAGAUGCCAUUGGUAAGACCUGCAUUUGAACUUCUGCCUGGAGACAGGCAGACAGGCCAGCCAGCUGUGCUAAGAUCAACGUCUCGUGAAUGGUCACACCCCUUGUACCUGGCACGUGCCCUCUGUUGUGUGCCAGCAGCAAAGCGCCCACUAUCAAGUUCCCCAGUCACUGGCCACCCGACAGUCAUUGUGCAAUAUGCCAAUUGCCAUUAAUAUUUGAAAAAUCCCUGUGUUGUGUCUCCGGGCUGCGACAGAGCACAGCCCGCUCUCCUGUUGUGCGAACAUGCCUGCUGGGAAGGUCACACGCGUACAAGUUGGCAAAUGCUCCCUCUUGUUAUUUAGAAUUAAAUUUUCUUCUUGGGCUAAAGCAGUUUGGGGUUUUUUUGAGUCUCCAUGUUGCUUUCUCUUGUUUCCUCCUUCCUGGGGACGCUGGGUGUGGUGUGAGGUACCCAGGUUCAAAAAUCACCGUGUAUUAGAAGAGCUGGACUCAUAAGCAGGUAGGUCAUCACAACAGCGUGCCAAUGCCAGGAGGGGGUUGAGUUCAGUGAGGGCGCCCUCGGCCCUGCCUGGGAGGUCAGAGAAAGUCCGUGAAGGAGGGGGCAUUUGGGCAGAGGCGGGAAGCAGGUCGGUGUGUCCUGCCUGGUUCCCUUCUCAACGGGGCGCGUGCGCCGGGCUGGGUCCCGCGGGAGGGUGCGGCCGGGGAGGCUUUCCGCUGCCGUCCAGAGAUGAAUGUUACAGAUGCAGGAGAAACUGGAAUGAUCUGGCCAUCUACUGAAACUUGCUGAAGCAAACCGUUAUGACGUCUCUGGACCCUGUACUGUCCCAGGCGGAAAGGCUAGUCUGAGGGUACAGGAUGGCAAAGAGGUCAGCAGCAAAGCCUAGGAGACGGGGCUGGGGGAUUUAGCUGCUCCGUGCCUCUCCCGGCAGCCUGGGAUCCCCGUGCUGGGCGCCCCACACCAUGGAUCCCCCGGGCUACAACUGCUUUGUGGACAGAGACAGGAUGGACGCGGCCGUGCAGGACCUGGGCCCCAAGGAGCUGAGCUGCACCGAGCCGCAGGAGCUGAAGCAGCUGGCUCGCCAGGGCUACUGGGCCCGCAGCUACGCCCUGCGGGGGAAGGUGUACCAGCGCCUGAUCCGGGACAUCCCCUGCCGCACGGUCACACCGGACGCCAGCGUAUACAGCGACAUCGUGGGCAAGAUCGUGGGCAAGCACAGCAGCAGCAGCCUGCCCUUGCCCGAGUUUGUGGACAACACGCAGGUGCCCAGCUACUGCCUGAACGCGCGGGGCGAGGAUGCCGUGCGCAAGAUCCUGCUGUGCAUCGCCAACCAGUUCCCCGACGUGUCCUUCUGCCCCGCCUUGCCCGCGGUCGUGGCCCUGCUGCUGCACUACAGCACGGACGAGGCCCAGUGCUUUGAGAAUGCCUGCCGCAUCCUGGCCUGCAAUGACCCCAGCCGGAAGCUGGUGGAUCAGAGCUUCCUGGCCUUCGAGUCCUCCUGCAUGACGUUUGGGGACCUGGUGAACAAGUACUGCCAGGCGGCCCACAAGCUGAUGGUGGCCGUGUCAGAGGACGUCCUGCAGGUCUAUGCGGACUGGCAGCGCUGGCUGUUCGGGGAGCUGCCCCUCGGCCACUUCGCCCGCGUCUUCGACGUGUUCCUGGUGGAAGGCUACAAGGUGCUGUACCGCGUGGCGCUGGCGAUCCUCAAGUUCUUCCACAAGGUGAGGGCUGGGCAGCCGCUCGAGUCAGACAGCGUGAAGCAGGACAUUCGCACCUUCGUCAGGGAUAUCGCCAAGACCGUGUCUCCUGAGAAGCUGCUGGAGAAAGCAUUUGCCAUCCGCCUCUUCUCCCGGAAGGAGAUUCAGCUCCUGCAGAUGGCCAACGAGAAAGCUCUGAAGCAGAAAGGCAUCACCGUCAAGCAGAAGAGUGUUUCACUUUCUAAAAGGCAGUUUGUGCACUUGGCGGUGCACGCGGAGAACUUCCACUCAGAGAUCGUCAGUGUGAAGGAGAUGAGAGACAUCUGGUCGUGGGUCCCUGAGCGCUUUGCCCUCUGCCAGCCCCUCCUGCUCUUCUCCUCGCUGCAGCACGGGUACAGCCUGACCAGGUUUUAUUUCCAGUGUGAAGGACAUGAGCCCACCCUCCUGCUCAUCAAGACCACGCAAAAGGAGGUGUGUGGGGCUUACCUGUCAACAGACUGGAGUGAGAGGAACAAGUUUGGAGGCAAAGUGGGCUUCUUUGGGACGGGAGAGUGCUUCGUGUUCAGGCUGCAGCCUGAGGUCCAGCGCUAUGAGUGGGUGGUCAUCAAACACCCGGAGUUGACCAAGCCAGUGUCCUUGGAGGCUGCUGCCGCUCCAUCCCCUCUCGGCCGCCCCACAUCCUCAGACCCUGCCGACCGCCUCUCGCCCUUCCUGUCCGCGCGGCACUUCAACCUGCCCUCCAAGACCGAGUCUAUGUUCAUGGCUGGGGGCAACGACUGCCUCAUCGUAGGUGGAGGGGGCGGCCAAGCGCUCUACAUCGAUGGGGACCUGAACCGGGGCCGCACUGGCCACUGCGAUACUUUCAACAACCAGCCCCUCUGCUCUGAGAACUUCCUCAUCGCUGCCGUGGAGGCCUGGGGCUUCCAAGACCCCGACACCCAGUGACAGGCCUGCGCACGUGGGGACGGAGCUGUCACUGUGGGGUGGGGGUGGGGCAGUGGCCCCCUCUUCAUGGGGCAGGCAGUAAAGGAAGAACCCCCCUCUGUGUGGUGGGCAGCAUGUGGGUGCAGCUGGGGCUCUGGUGCUGGGCCGGGAAGGGGUGCCCGGACCUCAGCUGGCUGAGCCUUGCCCUACUCAGACCUACGCAGACUUGCUUGGACUCAGGCCCUGCUUCUCUGUGGAGCAUCCUGUGCCCAACGCCUGGAAGGGGCUACAUCUUGCAGCCCCUGAGUCUUAGUCCCUUGGUGCGAGAUGGGGACUCCGAAAGGCAGAAGGAACCUUCCGGCAAGUGUGGGUCCAUGGCGCCCCCUGCUGGGGCCUGUUAGCACGGCUCUGAACGGAGCCCUGAGGCUGCCACCUGGUGGGCUGCUGAAGGCCCCCGGGAGAGACAGACGCCCUGGCGGCUGCCCCCUGUCCAUAUCCCCUCCCACUGUCCAGGGCUUCUCACCCAGUGUCCUCUUCUGGUGCUGGCCUCCUGUGGCUGCCUCUUGGACAGGAGCUGCAAGGUGAAAGAGGGAAGGGCAGGAUCUGGGCCCCUCCUGAGGGAAGGAGAGCCGGAAUGAUGCAGGGCUGGAGAGGACAUUAUGUGUCCUCGUGUUUCAGAGCCUGACACUCCUGCGGGGCCUCUCUGUGGGUUCACAACUGGAGAGGCUGCCCAGGACGGCCCAGGGACGGGCCCUCUGCCACUGACCCCAAACCCGCCAGCUGCAUUUCCACAGGCUUGUCCAGAGAAACCCAGACCCCUGGGGGUUUCUUCAGCCUUCCUCCUCUCUGCGGGGGAGGGGGGGGGCCUCCUCUGCUCCCCUCGGUCCCUGCGGUGGCCCCAGGAUCCUGUCCAGACUCCUCAGCGUGGCAUGCUCGUCUUUGUCCAUCCCCACGGGCCCCAGGUUGCCGGCCCCCCCCCCCCAGAUCCUUCCCACACAGCGCCUUCACCACAUGCCCCUCUGUGCGCCUCUCACAGCCCUGUGUUUGGCUACACAGUGUGGUGUCCUCGUGCUGCAGCCUGUCCCCCACUUCCCUGCCCCACCUGGCUCUGCACACGCCCUGCAGACUGUAGGGACCACGUGCAGACUUGCCAGGGGGUGCUGUGGGGAGUGACCUCCCACCCCAUGCCCUCCCUCAGCUGGUCCUGAGGGCCUGGGCACCCGGGGAGGGGGCGGGAGGGGGGGAGCAGACAGACAGACACCCAAGCAGCCGUGCUGGGGGCUUUGGCAGCCUGGGUCACAGGUGCUGGGGUCCUGGCCCCCACGUGGCUGCAGCCAGCCUCUCGGCGUCCCCACGCGUGAUGCCUCUGCUGUCUCCAUCUUGCUUGGUCCUUCUGUGGGGCACUGGCCCUCCUAGUUCAGUCUCCUCUGAGCUGGGCCACCGUGGCACAGGAGGAAGGACCAGGAGCUCUGUGUGGCUUCGGGCAAGCCCGUGGACCUGCCUGGAACCCAUUUUCCCCAACCGUAAAAAGGGGCCAGUCAUCCUGCACCGCUGUCCCCGUGGGACUGUUCAGAGGUUCUGAGGGGGACCGCGUGAGUCUCCAGUGAGUGGAGAGGUGCCGGAGGCAGUAUCACAGUUCAUCCCCCCCCCCCAACACACCACGGCAGCCCUUGCCCCCCCAGCCCCAGCCCUCCUGUGGCGCAACUUUGGUGUUCAUUAAACACGGUCUUGUUACAUGAACUCUGAGGGUCCAAGUCUGGUCUCUUCAACCAGAGGAGCCUCCAGGGGCUCCCCUGGGUGGGCCACCAAAUGGGGCACAGGAGGCUGCACCUUCACGAUGCCUGUCUGCGUCACCAGUGGAGUGUUGAGGGCCUUUGAAUACCACCUUCUGUAAGCCACUGGAGGUAUAUCCAAGCACUGUUUGCGUGGCUCCCUCUGCAAACUUCUGGAGCCUGGGGAAUUCUUUGCUGGUGAGUGAGUCUGGAGGAGUCCCUGUGGCUGCCCUGAGGCUCCUACCUGGCCCUCGAAGAAAUCCAGCCCAGGAGGGAGAUGAUGGCUUAGUCGUGGGGUCUCUGUCUAUAGUGUGCAGUCUCUGUGUGCACGUGCAGCGCCCAGGUUCUUCCACUUUGACGUUGUCUCCCGAGCUGUCCUGCUGAACUAAAAGGUAUGUGAUUAUUACCUUCAUUUUUAAUUCUUAUUUAUUCUUGUGCGAUGUCAGGUGUUCCCAAAUAGAACACGUUUUGUUAAUAUUCUCUGUUGUUUCUUCUUGAUUACCUAGAAUUAGCUUUUGAUGUUAAAAAUAGCCAAAUUUUUAUGGAAUUGCAUGAUGAAUUAUUACCCGUUUUUCUAGAAACAUUUAGAAGUUUAUUUUGAGGGGUGCCUGCCUGGCUCAGUUGGAAGAGUGUGCUGUGCGACUCUUGAUCUCGGGGUCAUGAGUUCAAGCCCCACACUGGGUGUAGAGAUUACUUAAAUAAAACUUAAAAAGAAAACAAAACAUAGUUUGAAUCAGUUCAUUAAAUUAAUUUGUUGAAGUGGACUAUAUGCGUUUAGGGCUUCAGAACGUCAGUUUUUUAAAAGUAAUUUAUAAUACAAGAGUAAGGCAUUUGUAUUAUGAAUUUUUCAGAGUUUUAAUUGCUGAAUUGCAAUUAGUAUUUCAACUUUUCCUACUUUUAUAAGCGGGGUGCUUAAUUUUUUGAGUUUCUCCUGGCAACUUGUUGCAGAAAAUUCUGAAGAUUCUAGGCUUUCAAAUUUCUUAUCCAUUUCCUGAAGCCAUAAGGCCUGUAUAGUGUCUUUUAGUAUUUAUUAUUUACCAGGUUUGGGUUUUGUAACUUUUCAUUCUAAAUAAUUUUAGAUUUAUGGAUGAGAUGCAGAGGUGGCCCAGCGGGUUUCCAUGGGCCUUACCAAGCUUUCAGAGGCCUCGUACAGCACAUGUAUCCAAGCAGAGAUAAAUAUUGGGAUAUAAUGCUAUUAACCACAGAUUUAAUCAGAUUCCUUGAGUUUUCCCACAGCCCUUUCUCUGUACCAGGAAUAGUUUUAAUUUGUAUAGAUAUUUACAUUUUUAUUAAAUCCAGAGUGACUUCAGAAUUCAUGGGCCUAGGGCUGCCUAGGUGUCCCAGUAGGUUGAGCGUCCGACUUUGGCUCAGGUCAUGAUCUCACAGCCUGUGACUUCAAUCCCCACAUCCGGCUCUGCGCUGACAGCACGGAGGCUGCUUUGGGUUCUCUGUCUCCCUCUCUCUCUCUGUCCCUCUCCACCCCCUCUCAAAAAUUAACAUUAAGAAAAAAUUCACAAGACUAAACACUGGUCAAAAAAAUAAAUUAGCCAGCACACCCCUGGUCUCAAACAUGAAUUCACAUCUUGACUGUUGUCCUCGCCCAAAUGCCCCGUUUGCGUGGGGAAGUUACCCGGUGAAGCCAGGAGCACCAAGGACACCUCAUGAGCGCUUGACCCUGCAGCAUCUAAGUUAGGCAGGAAAGCGUGUGGAUCUUCAAAAAUAACCUGGCAUAAAACAGAAUCAUGAUCUUCAUCAGGUUGGUGUCAGACUGUGCCCUGAAGUUAGGCACGGUGUCACGUGAUUCGCUGCUAAAGAUGAAAUGCCUCACACACUUGCAGACGUGCUCACUUGACCCAGCCGCAUGGAAUUUAACACUGUGCGACCGAAGAAGCAAAAUCAGUGGACACGCGGUCACACAGACACACUGACCCGUGACGUGCCUCAGAGACGCACCAGCUGUUAAAAACCUGCUUCGGAUUGCUGAAUCCACAGCGUGUUCCCUAGUUGUCCAAUUAGUUUGGGCACCUAGAAGCCAUUUCAUCGGUGAGAAGCACCGCUGACCGUGGGGGCCUGCAAGUCGGGUCUGGUCCGGGGACGCCGUGGCCGCGUGAAGGCCGGGAGUGGGCCCUGCUCGACUUCACGCUGAGGUGCGCUGACUUGCAGAGGACUCACCUCAGCAAAAGCAAGCAAGCUCACGACUGAAGAGGAGAAAGUCGUGUGGAUGAUCUUCCCUUCCAUUCUUGCGCAGGCCGGCUAUUGGCUGGAAAAUGGAGCAUCUGAACGAGUGUCACAAAGAAUCGUGAGACCGAGUGAAAAUACGCUGGCGUGUGGCGACCGAACUUUGGCUUUGCGGCAGAGUCUAAGUUGGGAAGAGUGAAAAUAAAGGAUUUUGUAACGUGGUUGGUCAGUGUUCAUUUGAGUCCUAAAUAAAAAUCAAUGAGAGCUAAUGGACAACACUGAAA